UUUGCUUUUGUUAGAUUGUGGCUUCACAGCAUUGGUUUUUAAAUGAUGGUUUGCAAAUCCUUAGCCACUAUAUUUCAUAGUUUUUGAAGCAGAUUUAAUGCCUUUGUCUUUGGCUCUUCAUGAUAGUGUUGAGUUCACUGGUUUUUGCUGUUCUAAAUAAACAAAUUUUUUUGGUAGCCCUUCUUACAACUAGGAAGUCACCUCUUUUGGCAAGUAAAUUCUUCUCUACUUAGUGAAUUAAAGCUUGAAUCAUGGUUAAUAUAUUUAUAACAAUUCUUGUGUUUUUUAGAUUCUUUGUUAUCUUAAUUAAUUGAUGUGUAACGAAAUUUGUAGGUACCAAAAGAGUAUUGAGCUCCUGAUCUUGAAGCUUCCAUUCAAGAGGCUUGUCCAUGAAAUUGCUCAGGACUUCAAGAAUCUCUGCUAUAAAUGGGGUGCAAAACUGACUCCAUCAGAGGUGGCUGAUAAAGUGAAGCACUAUGGCAAGAUAAGUGGAAGAAGUCGAGGGUUUGUCUUUGUGACGAGGAGAAGUAAGCAAAGCAGGGCCUCUGGUUGAGUAUGAGCAUAGAAUUGCCAUGAGUGAUCGUGUGGAUGGGGAUAGUAGUCAGG
Molecule: messenger RNA, 606 nt
Organism: Camellia sinensis
Lineage: Eukaryota; Viridiplantae; Streptophyta; Magnoliopsida; Ericales; Theaceae
Source: RefSeq, a predicted model, not a curated record